AUGGGUCGCGUCCGUACUAAGACAAUCAAGAGAGCUUCUCGUGUUCUUAUUGAAAAAUACUACACCAAGCUUACCUAUGACUUCGAUACCAACAAACGCCUUUGUGAAGAAGUUGCUGUAAUUCCAAGCAAGAAACUUCGUAAUCAAAUUGCUGGAUUCGUCACUCACUUGAUGAGACGUAUUGAAAGAGGACCAGUUCGCGGUAUUUCUAUUAAACUUCAAGAAGAGGAACGUGAACGCAGAGAUAACUACAUGCCAGAAAUUUCUGAAGUUGAUCCAUCAAAACUUACCACUGUUGAAGUUGAUGCUGAAACCAAAGCUAUGGUUGAAUCAUUGAACCUCAACAUCCCACAACUCGUCGUCAAAAACGAGGGACGCCGUUAA
Messenger RNA from Strongyloides ratti, 384 nucleotides. Its product is annotated as 40S ribosomal protein S17. Gene Ontology annotation, biological process: translation. The record is from RefSeq and is a predicted model, not a curated record. Lineage: Eukaryota; Metazoa; Nematoda; Chromadorea; Rhabditida; Strongyloididae. Gene Ontology annotation, cellular component: ribosome. The coding region runs from base 1 to 384 and encodes 127 amino acids. Gene Ontology annotation, molecular function: structural constituent of ribosome. The transcript is spliced from 2 exons.